Saccostrea echinata is the source of this 792-nucleotide messenger RNA. RefSeq lists its product as uncharacterized. Bases 1 to 792 code for a protein of 263 amino acids. The transcript has 2 exons. The record is from RefSeq and is a predicted model, not a curated record. Lineage: Eukaryota; Metazoa; Mollusca; Bivalvia; Ostreida; Ostreidae.
AUGUCGAUAGUUCUUAAGCAGAAACACUCACUGCUUGGCAAGAAUCUGCUACCCCUAGCAUUGAGGUUAAAGGAUGUGGAGAUUCAGGAUGAGAGGGAAUUGGCAAGAUUGAAAAAGGAACAUCCCCUCAGUAGAUAUUCCUUGGGGGAACUAGAGAAUGAAUUCAAAAGCCUCACAGGGGAGGAAGCGAAGGUGGUGUUGAGUCUAGUUAGAAAGCAAAGGGAAAUCGAUAACAUUCGUCUCCUGGUACAUGUUGCUAUUUGCAUGGCAAACGAUGCUGGGGUUCCAACGUCAACCCCAAUUGCUAGAUCAUCUAUUUUGGUAGAGCCUGGUUCACGCCUUUCGACAUCUCAGUCUGUAGAAUCUCGGGAGGGUGAAGUGUUUAAAGAAUUGAAGGAUGGAGAGAAGAAAAAGGAUGACAAAGAGAUGAUACUGGAGAAUAUCGAAUCGGCGAUGAAAGAAGUGACAGGGAAUACAGAUAAAGAGGUGAACCUGGCAUUAAAGAACAUUUCUAUUUUGGCUAGCAGGCCCAAGUUAACGGCUCCUGCGCUUAUGUUGCCUGCUGUUGAAUCAUUGGUAGAUAUUGCAAUUUCAUCUGGUCAUAAAGAGGCUGAUUACUAUGCUAAGGUUUUGCAAACUUGUAGAAAAUUUGAAAAUUAUCAUGAUAUUUUUGGUUUGUGUCAACGAUUGUUUGGAACGGAUGAUAAGAAAAUUUCAUCAGUUGUGUCAGAAUGGUCAAAGAAUAAAAAGUAUUUAGAUGAGAACAAAGAGUCUAAGGAGAAAGUAAAUUAA